Molecule: messenger RNA, 1958 nt
Organism: Pseudoliparis swirei
Lineage: Eukaryota; Metazoa; Chordata; Actinopteri; Perciformes; Liparidae
Gene: prkrip1
Product: PRKR interacting protein 1
Biological process (GO): negative regulation of protein kinase activity
Cellular component (GO): nucleolus
Molecular function (GO): protein kinase inhibitor activity; double-stranded RNA binding; protein kinase binding
Source: RefSeq, a predicted model, not a curated record
ACAAAACGAUAUUUAAAAAUAGACGAAAAAAGUACUGUAAAUAUUUCCCGGUAACAGAAGCCCUCAAGUACUUCCGGGGCGACGGAGGAAAUAGACGACGCUGUUUUCAAAGAUGGCGGCGCACACGCACAAGAAUAACAAGCCGGGAAUAUCUGGUGGAAAAGAGGCUCAGCCUCUGAUAAUCGCCAAAACUCCGGCGGAGGAACAACGUCUGAAGUUGGAGAGGUUAAUGCGGAACCCGGAUAAGCCAGCUCCGAUCCCGGACCGGCCCAAAGAAUGGAACCCGCGGGCUCCCCCGGAGUUCGUCCGGGACGUGAUGGGCUCCAGCGCCGGAGCGGGCAGCGGGGAGUUCCACGUCUACCGGCACCUCCGACGCAGAGAGUACCAGAGGCAGGACUUCCUGGACAAGAUAGCAUACAAGCAGGACGAGGACCGGGACUACCUGGACAAGGUGGAGCAGAACAAGCUGGCGGCCGACGACCGAACGGCGAAGCGCAGGAAGAAGCGGGAAAAGAUUAAGCAGAAAAAGGAGACGGCGAAGAAGGCGAAGCUGGAGUCCAACAAGAAGGAAGACGACGCCGACAGCAGCAGCUCGGACAGCAGCGACGGAGAGAAGGAGGAACGAGAGGACGACGCCGAGACCCCGAGCUUCAUCAUGGGGAAGAAAUGAUGGCGUGACGUCACUGGCGUGAACGCGCUCCGGAGACGUGACCCGGUGGUGCUCGGCCGUGGCGGGGUCGCACCUGGAUGUGCUCCCGGUUUACCAUGAGACCACCUGCAGGGGACUGACCACCCGAGUGUAGGUGUUCAGCCGCACGACGAGAAGAGACACGUUGAGACACUUCCCGCUAAAUGUUGUUGUCUUCUGGAGCUUCUGGAGUUGGACAAAAGUUGUGUUCAGGUUCUCAAAAAGUCGACAUGAUUGCAUCGUUGAGUCGCGGUGAAUCCGACACAUUUACAUGGGAUUUUUUAAUAAAAAAUAUGAUUAUCCGUCGACAUGUUAUGUGGUUUAUUCUCAUGUAGGUUGCUGAAUUAUCUCUUUCUGGUGUGGUCACUGUUUGGACAUUGUGACGUAAGGGCUGAGGGACAACCACGGUGGUAUUUGAUGUGCAUGUGUGUGUGUGUGUGUGUGUGUCUUCACAACCACAUGUUGAAUCAGUCGUUGCCGCCUUGUGAAGCGGCUCCUUGCACGAAUAUUGCUUGUGGGCACAACAAGGUGGCAGAAAGCAACUCAAAGAAUGAAAAGGCGUGGCUCCUGCAGGCUCAGGAGAUUCACGUGCGAUGUUCCUUGGACAGACUCCUGCUUCUCCACGGCGGUGGUGGCCUCGCUCUGUGGCCUGCACCUUUCUUCAGGCAGGGAGAGUGAAGCCUGACAGGUGGAUGGUGUGUGAAACGGGGGGAGCUCUUCCUGUCCAGUACUGUCAGCUGUCACAGUAACAUUGAGCUUUUUUGAUCUAUCUGUUAUUUAACGUAUUACCUUUUAUUGAAUGGGCUGCUUUAUAGUACAGGAGAGCUGUUAGUCUUGAUUCAUGUGCUGGUGUUCCAUGUGGAUUCCACUUUAUGAGUCUCUUCAAUGUGCAUCUCGUUCAGCUGAUAUGAUUUAUGAACGGCGUGUUUCUCACCAGGGGUCCUGCCCACUGAUUGAAGAUGUCCCUCAUUAAACAUCCACUGAAGUUCCCUGUAGAGUACGAAUGAGGAAUACACUACCGAGCUGUAAUAUUAUAAUGUAGGUAUAAAGCACGGGCCGCCAUGCAGAGCUACACAUCACAUCACGUUUAGAGCCAACACAAAGGUUCCCAUGGCUAAUACGUGGUGGAAAACCUUCCUCUGUGUGUUCUGGCAUCAAUGCUUUAUACUAUUGUAAAGUGUCAGGCAUUUUUCAUAAUGUAAUGUCACCAAACUGGACCGAGUAGAAGUCCUACUGUCUGAAUAUAUUAAAGAUGCUAUUGGCGACGGUC